AUGAGGGCUCUUGUGCUGGGGUUGGUCUGUUUAGUGACAUGGUCUGGUUCUACAGAGGCUCAGUUUCCUCGAGUGUGUAGCACGGUGGAAGGGAUCGUCUCAAAGCAGUGCUGCCCUGCCCUCGGCUCUGAUCCUGCUAACAUUUGUGGACUUUUAUCUGGACGAGGAAACUGCUCCGGCAUCAGAGUCAGUACCAAACCAAAAUUGGGUGGACCAAUUCGAAUGAGAAACCGAGAUGACCAUGAAAGGUGGCCAACUACAUGUUUUAAUCAAACUUGGAGGUGCUUCAGUAAGUACUGAAAUUAUAAAUUAUAAUGUUGAAAAUGUUAAACUGCACACUUCUAAGAUAUCUGUAUUUUAUUUUAUUUUUUCCCCACGCAUUAAGUAAAUAUAAAAAGUGUAUUAGUAUGUUUUACAGUAUAGCUAUAAGCUAUGAUCUAUAUUCCCUCCCUGUGUCUAGGUAACUUUGGUGGCUUUGACUGUGGCCAGUGUAAGUUCGGCUGGAAAGGACCAAACUGUGACAUGCGUAAAUCCCCAGUGGUGAGGAAGAACAUCCACUCUCUGACUCCAGCUGAGCUCCAGGAGUUCCUGGAUGUAUUGGACCGGGCCAAGAACACCACCCACCCAGACUAUGUCAUUGCCACACAGCACUGGCUGGACCUGCUGGGGCCCAAUGGAACCCAGCCCCAGUUCUCCAACAUCUCCAUCUACAACUUCUUUACAUGGCAGCACUACUACUCUGUCAGAGACACUCCUUGGGGAAUGUGAGCCAUCACACAAAAACAAACAAACAAGCAAACACAAACAAUACAUUAUAAUGACAAUCAUUUACAUGUGCACAAUGUUGAACAAUUCAACUUCUAUGGAUAUGAUUGCACUUCUAAGACUAGAAUGUUUCACCUGUUCUAGCAACUGGACGUUGAUUUCUCCCACAAAGGACCUGCCUUUAUAAAUUGGCACAGAUACCACAUACUCAGCCUGGAGAGAGAUCUGCAGGUAAGGGUGUAAAGGUCAUUUAAUUGUUGUAUUUAUUUACACAAUAUGAAUAUGUACUUGGGAAAAUGUCAGCUUCCUAGAAUGAGUGCAUCUGAAUAAUUUGUCCUCUGCAGAGACUGACUGGCAAUGAGAGAUUUGCUGUUCCAUACUGGAACUUUGCCACAGGGCGGACCGAGUGUGACGUCUGUACAGACUCCUUCCUGAGGGGGCACAACCCAGAUGACUCCUCCCUCAUCAGUAACCAAUCCAGGUUCUCCAAUUGGGGGGUGGUGUGUGAC
Molecule: messenger RNA, 1274 nt
Organism: Coregonus sp. 'balchen'
Lineage: Eukaryota; Metazoa; Chordata; Actinopteri; Salmoniformes; Salmonidae
Source: the annotation of a GenBank genome assembly